Molecule: messenger RNA, 2537 nt
Organism: Pteronotus mesoamericanus
Lineage: Eukaryota; Metazoa; Chordata; Mammalia; Chiroptera; Mormoopidae
Gene: CLEC4D
Product: C-type lectin domain family 4 member D
Exons: 6
Coding region: 129-767 (212 amino acids)
Source: RefSeq, a predicted model, not a curated record
AGUAAGACUGAUGUUUAUUCUCAAGUAUUCCUGAAUAUAUUCUUUUAUCCACAGAAAUAGAGCCUGGGAAAAAAUACAAGAGACAUCUGUUCCUCCCAAACACUGGACAACAAAAGAGUUAACACACAAUGGGGCAAGAAGAACUUCAAAAUGAACAAAGAGGCCAGCAUUUCCAGCAAAUUCCUUGGGUCAUUGCUAUUGUUUUCAUCUCACUUCUCAGUGCCUGCUUUAUUGCAAGUUGUUUGGUGACUCGUAACAGCUUUCUACGUUGUGAGAAAAGCAUGAGAAUGUUCAAGUUACCAGGGAACAACAUGAAGCUGACAUGCAAAGAAGAAAAAUCAGAACUGAAAGGGGUCACCUGGAAUUGUUGUCCUGUUGGCUGGGGAGCCUUCCAGUCCAACUGCUAUUUUCCUUUUCAUGAUAGCAAUACAUGGGCAGAGAGUGAAAGGAUCUGUGCAGAGCUGGGGGCUCACCUGGCCACCAUCAACACAGAAGCUGAGCAGAGCUUUAUUAUCCAGUAUUUGGAGAGACAAUUUUCAUAUUUCCUGGGACUUUCACGUGAGAAUCCUCAAGGCUCAUGGCAAUGGGUGGAUAGGACGCCAUUUAACCCACGUAUGGUAUUAUGGCAUAAGGGUGGACCCAACAACCAACAGAAAGAAAAUUGUGUUGUCCUUGUUAAUGACCAAAACAAAUGGGCCUGGAAUAAUAUUUCUUGUAACUCCAAGGCAAGUAGGAUUUGUCAGAAAUCUGGAAGAGUACUCGCCUGAAAGUUAUGAAGGGGCUCUUGUGGUGAGGACAGAAAAAAGAACCCAUUAGACCAAGAGAAUGUACGUGCCUCAUUGGAGCAGAGAAAACUUGCUAGAUCACAGAACGUUUUCAAUCAUGAUGGCCUUAUUUAUUUUGUUCAGUUCAUUCAGGAUAAUGUGUUUUUAUGUGGUGUUUCCGUGGAAAGAAUCAUCUCUUCUAUAAAAAUCAUCUUUCAUUAACUUUGCUUUCUUGAUAGUAUUUCAAAGAAUUUACUUUUCAGUUGGUGUGCAUUUAUCACACAUUUAAAAGAAUGAUUUAAAUGGUACAAUGUCUUAGUUAUUUCUUCCUGUUAACUCUUAAAAUGUAGUGGGGUAUUCACAUUGUAAGUUGUAACAAUGUCAAAUAACUACACUGUGCACCUGAAAUGAAUAUAACCAAUAUAAGAUUGCACACCAACCACACUUAAAUGUAAAAUGAAUUCAAAGGCAGGAUAUUCCAACUAGUAAUGGUACACAACUUUUUAACUCAAAUGUCACAAAUGCUUUAAAUUUUUUUAAAUAUAUUUUAAUUGUUUGAUGCUUCAGUUUUAGACAUUUUAAUAGUAUCAGUCAUAAAAUUGACAUUUCAUGAGAAAAAUGUUUUCUGAACCACAACAGUAUAGUUCAAACUGACAGUGACCAGAGGGGAGGGGGAAGAAAGAUAAUGGGGGAAAGAAGAGGACUGGGCCAGCAAAGGAACGCGAAAAAAGACUCACGGGCACAGACAAUGGCAGGGGACUGACUGUGGGAGGGAGGGGGAUGGGGUAAGGGUGAGCAAUGGGGAAAAAAGGUGGGACAAUAGUAACUGAACAACAAUAAAUUAAAAAAAAUAUAGUCCUGAAUUAUGGCAUUGCCCAGGUAGAAAGAAAAUGUCCAUUGACCUUUAAAAAAUUCAUUUCUUACUCUAUCCUAAAUGUCUUACCAAAGCAGGGAGUCUCAAGUUGACUGACUUAUUAAUUAUUUUUUUUGAGUGGAAAAGUCACCUGAACCAAACUCCUUCAAUUCUAUAGCUGAGGAAAUGAAAACCUUGGGAAGCCCAAGAGCUCACCGUUGCAUUGCUAGUUCAUGAGAGAGCCAGGCAUAUGACUCAGACCUAAGAGGUGAAAUGCACUGUCUUUGUUAUUACAGGAAACCUACUGCAGGUGACUUGGCCUCUUGGCUAACAGAUAGAUAGAAAUUCCUAAUUAUUUGAAGUAACAUUGUAUUGAUGAUUCUAUAUUUUUAAUUUGAAUAAUAUUUUCAACUCAUGUAAAUUGUUAGCAUGUUUCUUUGGAGCUAUAAAACUAUAGUUCAAACUAAUAAGGAAGUCAUUGUUUUAAUAACUGAAACUUAUGCUUUUAUGAUAUAUGUAGAACUAAUUAUGGAGCAGUCAUAUCCAGCAUCAACAAAAUAUAGUUGUUUUUCUUGAAAUUCUGAAAAUGCUGGUGUUUCCUGGAUCUAAGCUAAAAAAUGUCAAGCAAGAGCCCUUUGACCUAACUUUCUUAACACUAUUUUUAAAACAGUAUUUUGCAAAUUGGUGAUCUUCUGAGUCUGAAUAUCAGUGCUUGAUUGAUUGAUUCCACCCGUGUACGUAUGGGUCUGUAUUUAAAGCUGAUCCUUUCCACUAGUGCUAAGUGACUUUGUUUGCCAUAUUUACUGUUACAAAGUCUACAAAAACCUGUUGAAAUAACUUUAUGUAAAUACUCAUAGGCUUCGUAUAAUUAACAUUAUUCAUUUUUAUUUAUAUAAAAUUGUGUACUGGUAGAGCUUAAG